AUGUCGUCCUCGAACGGAACCAACAGCUCAGCUAGCACGGCCACCGACAUCCCAGUUUACAGAAGUAACAACUAUGGCAUCAAGAACGGCGGGAAAGAGGACCUUAGCAGCAUCCUCGGCAUGCAUCCUCCGGUUCCCGUAAAAGAGCCCCCAACAACUGCAUUUGGUCGUCUGAAGGCUAAGCUUGAGGCCACUGCUGCUGCGGUGGGCGGUGCUGCCCAAACCGCUAGCAAUUAUGCUGACCUCCCGUCGCCGGAUACCCCCGAGCAGAAGAAGCCGGAAGACGAGGUGAGUGGAGACAACGACAAGGCCAAGGCCAAGCACUGGACCGGGCGGAUUCUCCGCUUCCAGUAA
Molecule: messenger RNA, 354 nt
Organism: Gaeumannomyces tritici R3-111a-1
Lineage: Eukaryota; Fungi; Ascomycota; Sordariomycetes; Magnaporthales; Magnaporthaceae
Exons: 3
Coding region: 1-354 (117 amino acids)
Source: RefSeq, a predicted model, not a curated record